This is a messenger RNA of Gymnodraco acuticeps, 3279 nucleotides long. RefSeq names its product adiponectin receptor 1a (gene adipor1a). Gene Ontology annotation, biological process: adiponectin-activated signaling pathway. The transcript is spliced from 8 exons. NCBI's taxonomy places the organism in Eukaryota, Metazoa, Chordata, Actinopteri, Perciformes, Bathydraconidae. Gene Ontology annotation, molecular function: signaling receptor activity. Gene Ontology annotation, cellular component: plasma membrane. The record is from RefSeq and is a predicted model, not a curated record. Bases 223 to 1353 code for a protein of 376 amino acids.
AAAAAACGGAGAGGGCUGCGGUUGGUUUUACGGAAGAGAUUUCAACUUCCGGAAAGGAUUGUGUUUUCGCAUAUCGAUAAAUAAUUCACCUUCCUGGUUUGAACAUUACCUUGUCAGUAGCCAGUAAAGCUGAUUUUGGUUAUUGUUGCUCAGGAGGAAACUGAAGUGCACCUUCUGAAGCAGAAUACAGAGGCUGUGAGUGGGUCAUCAGGCAGUCUCCCUAUGUCAGGCCGAAACGGGUCUGCAAGUGAUGCAGACUGUCGGAUCUCUGAGGACUGCCAUGUCCCAGAUGUGGAGCUGAUGGAGCUCGGGCCACUGUUGGAGGAGGGAGGGGGGCGGCCUGCAGCAUCGAAUGGCGUCCACUCAGAGGGAGCCACAAUGCUUGCUGACGAGGAAGAGGAGGAUGAUGAGGUCGAAGAAGUCCUGACCUUACCACUUCAGGCCCACCAUGCCAUGGAGAAGAUGGAGGAGUUUGUACAUAAGGUUUGGGAGGGGCGCUGGAGGGUCAUCCCUUUCCAUGUGCUGCCAGAGUGGCUAAAGGACAACGAUUACCUCCUGCAUGGACAUCGUCCCCCGAUGCCCUCCUUCCGGGCGUGUUUUGGAAGCAUCUUUAGAAUUCACACUGAGACAGGAAACAUCUGGACUCACCUGUUAGGGCUGAUCUUAUUCAUUUGUCUGGGCACGUUAACCAUGCUGCGGCCCAACGUGUAUUUUAUGGCCCCUCUGCAAGAGAAAGUGGUGUUGGGGAUGUUCUUCCUGGGAGCUGUGCUCUGCCUCAGCUUCUCCUGGCUUUUUCAUACCGUUUACUGCCACUCUGAGAAAGUGUCCCGCACCUUCUCCAAGCUUGACUACUCGGGCAUCGCCCUCCUGAUCAUGGGCUCCUUCGUGCCCUGGCUGUAUUACUCCUUCUAUUGUUCCCCUCAGCCUCGACUUAUCUACCUCACCAUUGUUUGUGUCCUCGGCAUCGCCGCCAUCAUAGUGGCCCAGUGGGAACGCUUCUCUACACCUCGCCACAGACCUACAAGAGCAGGUGUGUUCAUGGGUCUUGGAUUAAGCGGCAUUGUCCCCACCAUGCACUUCACCAUCGAGGAGGGCUUUGUGAAGGCCACCACAGUGGGCCAGAUGGGCUGGUUCUACCUGAUGGGCGCCAUGUACAUCACUGGGGCCGGCCUGUAUGCAGCCAGGAUCCCUGAACGCUACUUCCCUGGGAAGUGUGACAUCUGGUUCCACUCUCAUCAGAUCUUUCACGUUCUGGUCGUGGCCGCGGCCUUUGUCCAUUUCUACGGGGUUUCCAACCUGCAGGAGUUUCGCUACGGCCUCGAGGGAGGAUGCACAGAUGACACUCUACUCUGAGAGGCCUGACUGUGACUUCCUCAUACUUUUCUUUAUAGUCCCACACACUCACAUGCACACACACACAAAAACACACACAAUCACUUAAAAUGCUGCUGGAAUUCAAUAUAGUCUCACUUGUUGCUCCUUCUGUACUUCUGAUUUGCUAACAUCUUGUUUGGGUUUUGGUGGUCUUCUUUCUGUUUGGCUCUUUUUUGCUCCAAUAAAGUAGCAUUACCUAGCCAUUGAACUACGGAGGGAAUCUUCAACGGGCACUACUUCUUCAAUAAUUAUGAAACUUGAAGUCUACAUUUUCAAGUAAGGUCAAAAUGGGAUUUUAACCAAAAUCAUAUAUAUAUAUUCCUGUAACUGAUGGUCAUUUCUUAGAAGCUCACUAGUACCCCAGCCUUUUCAUAAUCCGUUACGAUUGCACAGAGGGCACAGAGAGUAUGAUUUGUGCUGUAGCAGAGGGCACAUACUGUAAACCAUUCCUAUCCUCCCUCCCAGUUUCCAUGCAGGCCAGAGGAUGAAUAUACUGUCCACCAGGAGUGAGGUGUGGAGCAGUCCAGGCCCAUUUAUGUGCUUGAGGGUCUGCACACACAUUUGUACUAGGAGGAUAAAAGUAUACACAUAAUGUGUAUGGAUGCCACCAGAUGUUUUCUUACUGUGCUGACACUGAUUGUGCGGCGGUGUGUCAAAUCUCGGAGGAGUGCUACAAACCCACCCAUGCCCAUUCUGCAAUAAAAAAAACUGUACUCUUAAGGCCCAGUCAAUCUUACAUUUUAUAAAUAAAUAAAAAAUGACAUUAUUUAGAAAGGAACAUAGAAGCAAAAUCCUAAAAACAUGAUGUCUAGAUGUGUCUAACACUAGGUUUGAUGCUCAUCAAAAUUAUUGCCGAAAGGAAAGAAAUUACGAUGUUAAAAACUGAGAUUUUCACUGAUAUUCUCUGCAUUGUUAUAAUUGACUUAAGACCCAAGCAAAUGCUUUUUCAAAUGGUAGCAUAGCAUGAUAAGCUGCAAUUUUGCAAACAUCUAUCUGCGCACUUGUAUUUAGACUAAAAUGCUUAAAAUGUAGAAGUCGAAAGAACUUCCCUGCCAUCAGUCAGACAAUACAAUUACUAAUUUCUCAAGUAAUAGUUCCUGUGCGACGCACAAUGUACAGAUCUGGAUCGGUCAAAUUGUGUUUUUGUCUGCUAAAGAUAUUUCUUUUGUGCUAGAUUCAAAUGCAAUGAGAGGUGUAAAUAUCUAAUGCACCUUAGUGUAUACUAUUAAAUUCAAAACUUUAAAUCACCAUAUGGGAUUUAAAAUGUGUUAUGUAUGAUUGAUAUAAACUUUUAGUAUUCCUGUGCCUUAGGCCAACGGAAAUGUUUUUAAAUAAAACGGCCUAUCUUAACAGUCAAAGGAGCUUCAAGGAUUUCCAGAUGUUGACUUUUCUUGUUUUCCUUGCCAUAUAUACAAUCGAAUCAUUAUUGAACUUACAACUCCAUGGAUAGGUUGUAUCAACUGCUGUUUAAGACUCCUUUUUCUAGAUCAACUUAUUCGAGCUUUAUUACAACGACUAAAACAAUGUGUAUUCUUGACUUUGUGUAAUGUCCUGUGUAGAAAGUGAUAAAUCAUACAUUUCACUGAAAUGUAAACAUAAAUAUUUAUUAAUGGUAAUCUUGGAAAAUUAUUGUAAUAAAUUAUUUUCCACAUGUAAAAAAAACAUGGUGUUCUAUUGUCAUUUGUUUCUCACAAAGUAGUCCUGUGACAUUUGCAAAUGUUAUAUCCGCAGUAAGUCAACUGUGAAGACAACAGGAUUCAUGGUCUAACGCUCAGUACAUGUCUGGAUACCACACACAGUGUGUACAUCAGAGUAUCUAAAAUACUGCUUUCUCUUAACAAUUUUCCUCAAUUAUAGAGAUCAAGAGUAACCAUGUUUUAAUCACAUAAACCGUUGUUAAAAAAA